AUGGCUGUUGUGCAGGCCGCGUGGGCCAAACUGCGACAAGAACAAUCUGCCUCGGGUGUGGACGUUGACGCAGACGUGAACGGAGAUAAGGUUCCAGCUGAAGCUUUUCGACGGAAGGAGAAACGCGCCCAUCCUGAAGCUGAUGGUCCCGAUUGUGCGGUUAGCGGCAAGCCCGGACCGGGCGGUGCCUCCAAAGCCAAAACGGACGCCAAACCGUCCACAGGGGUUAAGCGGAGAAGAUCGGCGGCUGAUGAGUCGUCCGCAUCAAAACAUGCAUCAAACGACCAUCAGCAUCCGCCUUCUCCCGCAGCAGCAGACACGGAGGGCGUGGGUGUCUUUUCUACCCCUGGAGAGAGUACCGUGGUAGCUGAUCAGUUGGAAGAACUUUCCGGCCUACAGCGUGAGUUAGUAUUACUGAAGACGUUGGCGGUCCGCACCAAGGGACUGUUCGAAUGGGUGGACGGGCCCCUUGUGACCGCCAUGCGGAAGGGCGAACUGAUUCUUCUGGACGAGCUUUCCUUGGCUGACGAUGCCGUGCUCGAGAGACUGAACUCUGUCCUUGAGCCCGGCCGGUCGAUCACGUUAGCGGAGAAAGGAGGGGAGGGUGCCGUCGGCGGCCACGGCGCGGCGGAGACAGUUGUAGCUGCUCCAGGAUUCAGGGUGAUGGCGACGAUGAAUCCAGGCGGCGACUUCGGGAAGCGGGAGCUGUCUCCUGCGCUUCGAUCUCGGUUUACUGAGGUAUGGGUGCCGGCACUGUCAGAUCGAGAGGACAUGGAAGGCGUGGUGCAAAAGGCAUUCCGAUUCGGGAACAACAAUUCCUCCGCAAGCACGGACCUCACCAUCAUGGCCGGCCCGAUGCUUGACUUUGCUUGGUGGUUCAACAGCACGGCGUCAUCGUUGGGAGGCGGUCAUGGUUUAUCGCUAUCGGUCAGGGACCUGCUGUCAUGGGCGGGUUUCAUCAUCUCGGUUGUGAGGAGCUCGUGUCCCGAUAGGCGGUCGUCUGAACCGGGCCUGAGGCCGUGGGAGGCGUAUGUGCACGGGGCUGCCCUGGUCUUGCUGGACGGGAUGGGACUCGGUGCGGGGCUCUCGCCUUCUUCGGUUGUACGUCUUCGACAGGCCUGCGUCAAGGUCCUCAAGGGGCAGGUAAGGGCACGAAGUACGCCGGCGCAAUGGCGAUACCGAAUUGCCUCCCCAAACUUGAACGCACCAAAUGCAUAG
This is a messenger RNA of Ectocarpus sp. CCAP 1310/34, 1218 nucleotides long. NCBI's taxonomy places the organism in Eukaryota, Phaeophyceae, Ectocarpales, Ectocarpaceae. The record is from the annotation of a GenBank genome assembly.